UACAGCCGCAGGGUCUUUGCGACGGAGGUUGCCGCAAGGCCUCGUGUUUUGUCAUGCUUGAUCGAAGAGCCCAGUUUAGGGCAUGCAUAUGCCAAUUAUGGUCAUGACAACAAACUGGACUUGAUUUGAGCUAAUUUGUCAUAAAUGCAAACCACUGAUACAAACUAGUAUAGUCUAGUAAUUUAGCACUUAUUAAAAUUUGAAGAAUUUCCUUAGAUUUCCCGAAUCUUGGCAGAUUUCCUGAAUUUUCCUUCAUCCUGAAUUUUUCCUUUUCGAUAGUAAAAUUUCCUGCAAACAGGAAAUUUCCUGCAAUGUGGAAACACUGUUUUAAAUUCAGGGCAUUUUCAGAGGCAUCAGGACAGAAUGGCUCAUCUCUGCAAGUUUAAAAAUACAAUUUUCAGUUUAGGCUAUUCAGGAAAAGUUAUCUUUAGGCAUACGAUUCUGUCUACACGCAGUGUAGUGACUGAAAGUACACAAGGCUGUACUCGAGUGCAUCUCAGUGAAGACAGUGAGUGCAAUGACGGUGAUGAAUUGAGGACAGUUGAGAAACUUAUCUCUGGUAAUUUGCUGGUUUAUGAUGACUUUAUUAGUGAAGAGGAAGAAAUGAUGUUAUGUGAAGAAGUUAGACCAUCUUUAGAAAAGACAAGUUACCAACACGAACACUGGGAUGAUGUAAGUACAUUUAUACCGUAAAAGAACCCUGUCUAUUAUUAAUAGACACUUGCCUUGUUAAUACAUUGCUGGCAGGCAAACUCCAAUUGGCAGAUUGCAUGGGGGGGGGGGGGUUCACAACGGUUAAGGUCAUGGCCUGGAAAAUGGCUUUACCUUGCCGACCCCCCCUGGAUUUUUGUCCCUAAUUACCCCACCCCCUGGAGUUCUGUGGUUGUUUUCAUCCCUCCCCCUUGAUUUUCCAAGGGCUUUUUAUGCCCCUCCCCUGAAUUCUCCAUUGUCCUCCUCCCCCUGUGCAAAAAGUAAAUGCAAUCUGCCAUUAUAAAUUAAGUAUGCUCUAUUGUGAUUCAACUAUGACUGCAAUUCACAAUUAAUGCUCUCUGGUUCUGUGCAGGCUCACUUUUCUCCCAGUGAGCCUGUUCGCAGGCUAAGGGAAGGGGUUAGAUUCGGGUAAGGUUUCGGUUUUACUGUGUGAAACAACCGCUUGUCAUUUAAAUGAAUGUAUCAAAUUAAUUCACAGACAAAUAGCCAAAGCAAUUGUUGGUUCCUGUGACCGAACAAAUAACAACCUCGUUCCAUUUAUCCACAUGCAUGCAUGGACCCCCUCCCUACCUCCUGUUGACAAGAUCUCUGAUUUUAGACCACUGUUUUUUUAUCCCCUUGAAAUCCAUUAUUAAAUUUGGGAAAUAAAUAUGUCAAAUAGCUAUAAAAAAUUAUAGUUAUCACCUACCGGUACCAAGUGUACAGCUUUUAGCAAGUACAUUGGCUAUGUUUGUUUGGCAUACUUUUGCAAGUUGCCAAUCACACAUGAGGUGCAGAUUCUGAUUGAACCUAAUCAAGCAUGGAAGUGAGAUCCGCACUCGAUUUGACCAGAGACUGUGGCAUCUCUUUUUGUAUUUUGUUUUGCUUGCUGUUCCUUUUAAAGAGGUUUUGAAACCAGAGCAAAAUUAUACCUCUGGACAGAAAGGUCACAUAUUAAUCAAGGUGCACACUAGUAUGUCAAGCCUCAUGAUAACUCCAAGUGCAAGAUCUUCACACCUUUAUACAUAAACCAGAAUGCAGCCUCGCUUGCGCUUCUACCCUGAUGGAAGAAAAUCCCUUAUAUUUAAAUGACUCCAAAUUUUCUGAGCAGAGCAUGGUCGUGUGAUUGUUCAGAGCUUUUUCAAUUACUCCAUUUACAAGUGAGAUUUGACUAGGAUUAGGUAGAACAAACCGCAGGAAAUGAUGUGAAAAUACGGUGUCAGCUUGUUAAUUUCCACUGUGUAUUUAUUUAACCCAUUGAUGAGUACAAUCAUGUGGCAUUUUACAGAUAAAAUGAUAAAGUAGGGCGCAUUAGGGCACAACACAACUUACAAUAAUUAUUAAGUUCAUGCACAUACUGCACUGCAGACAUUUAUCGAACCUAUUGAGCACCAGCACUCAACGAGUAAAAUUGUCUGGCAUUGGACAGAAUAAAAUAAUAGUAUGGACUAUGGUGCAUAUUAGAACACAAUCCAACCUAAUUGGUUAUGUUAUAGUACUGUAUAAGGUCGUACAGUACAUAUCUUGUGUGUACAGGCAGGGGUAGUAUACGAAACAAUCUUGAAUUGUAAUUUAUGGCACUUUUCCAUCAUUUUAUAGGAAAGGGGUGCUUGAGACAUGGUGCAUCUAUAUUAUGUUCUAAAAGUUUAUAUAGCCAAUUGAGUGGCAGCACUUCUUGAUGAGUAAAAUUAUCUGAUGUUACACAGAGUAUUUUAAUACUAAAGUAGGGUGCAUCAUUCAUUUUGCCUCCAUGAAAUAACAUUUCCUGCAUUUAGCCAAAAUUUUUGAGCAAAAAUAUAUGGCCAUUUUAAAAGAGGUUUUUAAUGGCGUGUCGAAGAAUAUACAACGAUGACUGAAGUUAUUUGAGUACUUUCUUCCUUUUGCAGUGAAUUAUCCGCCUGUGUCACAAUUUCGUCAAAGUAUAUUGUGAAAAAUAUAAUUUAAAUUACGGAGAAAGAUUGAGUUUUUACUACUGUACAAGGAUAGUAGAAGAAGAGUACUUAUUAAUAUCCUGCAAUAUGUCAAGCUUGAAAUUAAAAACUGGUUGUCAGAAAUAUUGUCACUUGAAAGUUUCGCUUUGUCAAACAUAUUGGCUCACGGUUUCUUUAUAGUUGUUAAUUGUUUCUUGAUAUGAGCAAUUACUGUAUGUUCGAUUUUCCAUAUAUGCAAUAUAAAUGUGUACAAUACAUGUCCAUGAUUUUGAAAAAAAAACAACUAGUAACUAAAGUUUAAUUUUCGCCUUUUCUUCAAAUUUAGAAGUAUAAUACAAUCUACCAAGUAACAGGUGCGCGCAUUUGAAAUAUUUAUAUAUGGCAGACGCAGUUCCUUUCUUAAUUUCAACAUUAAACUGCUCAGUCCUCGAAAACGAGCUUUCGGCAAUGUUGACCUAAUUAGAAUCUAGUCGAAGUCCUACAACACGAUGCUAAACUUUCAACAAAGUCAUAAAAAACUUCUGAAGUUGUUUUGUGCGAAAAUCUACAGCCGGUUUAUCCUUGCAUGCUUAUGGAGAGUUUUUAAUUUUUUGUUUGCUAAUGUAUCAGACAUACUGUACUUCACACCUGAAAUCGACCUUCGACAUAAGAACAAAUUAAUCGUUCUCCAUGCAACACCUUUUUCAGUCAUACUUUGUGUACUGUAUUAACCGUAAACAAAAUGUGUAUUUGUUACAAGAUAUAUUACGCCUGUGUUGUUAAGUUCUAAUCCUGGAAACUUGUGAAUUAUUCUAAUGAAGAAGUAGGACUAUAGGAAUAUAUUAAAAAUACGGUCAUAGGAGAAACGAAAUUUGGAAUUCGUGUUUGCUAGUGUUUGCAGCUGAUUCGAAAUUGCAAUUCCGAAUCCGAUAAAAAAAAUUGCAAUUCCGAAUCCGAUAUAAAAAAUUGCAACAGAUGCCGAUCUACGUCAGAUUUAAGUAGGCUUUUUUUGCUGGCCUUGAUUUUGAAUUGUUUUUGUGGGUUAAUUGCUAAACUUCACAUCUGCUGUUAUACAUUACGUCAAUGAUACAAGAGCAAUAUAAUAAUAUAGAUGCAGUAGUCUUGUAUUGUAGAAUGGGUCUUAAAAGGACCAUUGUCUUAAAUCGUAAUUAUUGUUUAAAAAAUAAAUAAUCAAUCUGUGCAAUGCCAAAUCAAUAUAGGCUAUACAUGUGCACUUCAUUUUAAAAAUACGGCUGUUAUUGGCAUUGACGGUAAUUCAACAAUGUGAAGCAAUGAGAAAUUUCUCUUAUUUUGAGACAAAAAUUUGUCAAUUUGCAGAGACGGUACCUUCGAACAGAUUUGUCGUAAAUCAAUUGAUCGCAUGUGGCUUCUACGGCGUGCUGUUUAUUUUAAUAGUAUUGCUUAACAGUAUUUCGAUUUUAACCAUCUCACGUUCUUCUCAGCUGAAGGAGAAAGUCUGCUACUUUUUAAUUUUCCUUCAAUCAGUAGUCGACUUAAUUUUUGGGUUAAUCGUUUUACCUUUACUCACAGCGUAUUCCAUUGACCAAGACAUCACACGUACACAAAACGAAGUUAUAUGUUGGCUUUAUCAUACGAUAGGAUUUUAUCCAAUGGCAUUAUCUCUGCUAAUGUUUUGCGGAUUAAGCUUUGAGAGAUAUAUGGGUGUUGUGUAUCCGCUUGUUCAUCGUACAAAAGUGACGAAGAGGAGAAUGUUUAUGUUCUUCUGUUUUGCAUCCUUGCUCUCAUCUCUCAUUUUUUCUAGCUUUGCUGAACGGGACCUAUCCUUGCCUCGCAUUACAUUCGCUACCGGAGGAAUUAUGUGCCUGCUGUUUAUUAUAUUCGUGUACAUGAGCAUUUUUUUGACGGCCCGAAAACGGCUGGAUCCUCGCAAUCGACCUGGAGUGGCAGCGCUGAAAAAUGACUCACAGACGAAAUUGAAAAUACGUUUCAUCAGGGAACUUAAGUUAGCGAAAUCGUGCUUUUUAGUCGUAUGUACAUUUGGUUUCUGUUUCCUACCUUCCAUGAUUCUUGCAUCGUCGUUAUUUUCUUAUGUGGAAAGGGAUACAUUUCUUGGUAUCUGGUCCUGGGCGCAUUUCUUAUCCGGACUGAAUUGCUGUUUCAAUUCGUUGAUAUUUUUUGGUCCAAACCAAUGUUAAGGAAAGAAGCGACAAAAGUCUUAAAGAAAUGCUGUUGUUCUGAACUAUCCUAAGAAAGGAAAUAGCUUUGCAAGGAACAUGAUUAUAUACUACAUGCAUGUACAAUAGCUAAACUAACAAGUAUCAAAGAAAAGAACGAAUACUAAGAAAGGAAAUAGCUUGGCAAGGAACAUAAUUAUAUACUGAAUUAUAUACCAAAGAAAAGAACGAAUACUAUAGAAUUUUUGGACAUAGUAAUACACAACAGAUCUAGACGGUACAAUACACGUUUCUCGGUGUACGUAGUUGUUCUUGUAGUACUAACCACUGACAGGGUGCGAUAAGUCGCGUACUUACGUAUCGGAGGUACUCCAAUAUUACGGUCUGGUACUUCCUUGUUUUCUGCCACGUACCACGCGGGCACGUGUAACUCUUGCUAUUUGCGUACUUACAUUUUGCUGGUACCUCAUGACCAAGCCCAAGGUAGUCAAUACCGUUAUUUAGUUGGUAUAUCAUGUGUUUGAGAUGUCUUGGCAUGAAACGUGAUUGGACUGAUGGCACUAAGAAACGUUGGAGUUGAUUGCUUGUGUAUGCAAUUGUGCUUCUUUUCCUACCUCGUAGUCAGAACGUACUUCUCAGAAACCUGUACUUUAUGAACCUUAUUUUAAUGACUAUAAAAUAUACAUUGAGGACAACAACCAUUGGCGUACCAGUCAGGUACGACUAAAAAUAUUGAAUUAUCGCACCCUGACUGAACAGAGGGUAUGAAGCGCCCUGAAUGUACUGCAUCUAAGUUAUUGUUCUGCGUAGGAAUUACUGCAAGUUUUAAACGUACAUCAUCUUUGACUGCAAAACCUUCAUCCGUACGUACGUUGGGAUUCUGCAGACAUUGCUUCAAAACCGUUGAUAAUUAAUGAUUUUUUACGGCAGGGUCGAGUACCAGUUAGCUGGAAUUCUCCACGUGUAAUUCCUCUAUUUGGGUGAUAUCGAGGAUCUAUAUGUCUAUCAGGAUUUAUACAUCUAUAAAGAUACUGGAGGGAGAAGUUCACAGUCGACUCGGUGAAUACUCAAGGGAAGAUAUAUUCUCAGCCCUUACUAGUGUAGUUUUCGAAAAGAGCUUUCAACGGAAUUUGCAGCCCUGUCAUUUACUGACACUAAUUGAACAAAGAAGAUCGACAGGGGCAGCAUCAUAGGGCAGCAUUCAUUGAUUUUCGAGAAGCGUUUGAAAGCAUAUAUCACUCCAUGUUACUGAAGAAACUUCCCGUGAACCAAGAAUAUGCUUGGUUUGAGAACUACUGUAUUUACAUCACAGAAACCAAAGUAUUGGAUAUCAAGGCGUGUUUUUUCGACUCUUGGCCCUUAACUCCCGUCGUUCAUCAGGCUCAAUACUUGACCCCAUGUUGUUUGUUCUGUAUGUUAAUGACCUGCCGAAUGUCGUAACUAAAUAACUGCAGCAUAUACUAUAGUGUGCGCGGCCGAUACUGUUGACUGUUCUGUUUUACGCUGAAUGGUGAAUGACGAACUUGUGUUAAUGGGAACGGUUGCGAGACAAUUGUUUGUUUGUGAAUACCUCAAAAACUGAAUCAAUGUUGUUUGCAACCCAUGCAAAACUGGCUCGUACUGAUAAAUUUUGUAUCAUGAUUAGCGGACGUUCUGUUAAUGGCUCACUGUCACCUCCUAAGCGAUGUGAUUUUUAUGCCAUCGCGACAAAAUAACAAUGUAAUUUUAUUUUAUUUAUCAUGUUGAGAGGCCACAAUUCAAGUUAUUUUCAUAAAUCUAUCUAUAUUGAAGAUACUGUGUGAAUUGGGCAGACUUUUAUGACGUAAUGAGACAUAUAUUGAGUCAUAUAAUAUCGUUACUUCUUUCACACAAAUGCGAAACUUUGAAAAAGUUCACGAACUUUUUCAAAGUUUCACGCCGAUUAAAUCACAUCGCUCAGCAGGUGACACCAUGCCUUUAAGGUGAUAUCAGUAAUUGUUCUGGAAAAGAGGAUUUCCUGAAACUUCCCAGGAGAGAAGUUUAUGAUAUGCUCAUAGUAAAAACAGACAGAAGAGUUGGGGUAACCGGACUCUUUUCGAAAAUAUGAAAAGUACAAUUUGCCACACACCCCCCCCGUAUUGCGCCAUGUUGACCUUUUUACGAGUUACAGGAUCGGAACAAUCGCAAUUGCUCAACCGUUAUUGAAUUUUUCAACAAAAAUCCUGCUAAAAGCGUCUAUCUAGUGAUUAUAUUCAAGAAAACAUUUUAGGGGAUCAAAAACCAUUGACAUGCAUUCUCGUGGUGCAAAGAUGUCUUUUCCCAUCUUCUCAGACAUGUUAUUUUGGGAAGCAUGCUCGAAAAAUGUAAAAUAUUGUAAGUUGUAUAACUUAUUUUUCUCUUAUUUUCCGAUAUGAUACAUAUGUGAAACGGACAGAAGAACAAAAAUAUAAAAAAUUAAGGUCACGGACCUUCUUAAAGAGAUACAGGAGAUACUUGUAACAAGGGUAAAAUAUGCAACAUGAUGUGGUUUAGUAUUAGUUGCACAGGGGCCUUGCCAGAGUUCUAUCAUUUUUGAAGGUAUAUUUCCUGAAGCCUGCCUAAUCAAUGCAGGGUGUUUUCUUUUUGCCCUUACUCUUCCUUUAUCACUGUACCUUAAUUUGCACUUGGACUAUAUAUAUUAGCUAGAAUUUGUUAUUAGAUAUGGGCAGUAAAACUGCGCAAUGCAAAACUGAUGAAUCACCUUAAGUGAGUACCUGGAGUUAACUGUCUUAGAGCUUUAUUUGACAAAUGAGUUACAUGGAAAUCUCAUAUUAAUUAUAUUUUGUCCAAGGCUGGUAGGAGAAUAGGGAUGCUAGGGUGUAUCGGAAAUGAUCCCUAUAAUUCGCCCUACUCUUGAAUAUUGUGUCACAGUGUGGAAUUGUUGUGCAUGGAAUAGUAAAUGCCAAAAAAUUGAAAAAAUGUGAGCUAUGGAUAUGCUAGAUAGUGACGUUUUGAAAUUACUAAACAAAUGUACACAAGGAUGUUAUGUUCGAUUUUCAAAAAGAUCCUUUUAAUAGUGAGGUGUAAAUAUAAACAUUCUCAUCCCUUGUAACUUACUACAAUAUUUCUUCCAUAAUCUAUAGUUUACUGUAUGUAUAAUUUGCCAUCCGUGAAAAGCCGAGCCGUAAUACUGCAUGUAUACAUUCGGGGCCAACGUCUCCACGCACUAUGCUUGUCCAAAUGUCAUCCACAUAUUGAGGACAAUUAUCGACUUUUAACGUCAACCGAAUUAUUCCCCGUUCGUAAAUAUUUUGACCAAAGACAUAUUCAGCCCAAUCUCUCUUUCUACAGAUUCGGGUUGUUCCUGAGCGUAGUAUGCUGCCACAGACCCAUCUUUUUCCACUUUCAUUCCCUGAUUAUAUUCUUUAAAUGACUCCGUUACGUUGGGAAACAUUUCAUCGCCAAGUUCGAGAUAUUCAAUGAUUGAGCAUAAGCAUGGGGAUUUGGUGGCGCACAGCAAGCGCCAUUUACCUCUGUGAUCGUGGGUUCGAUUCUCGCUACGGAUUCAUGUGAAAAAGAGAGUCUGUGUACGCUCUGCCGGAAGUCGUGGGGUUUCUCCUGGCGCUCCGGUUCCUCCCAUGGGGAAAGUUGACAGGGCGCGUGUUAGGAUAAACAUAAUUAGGAAAGUAAUAUCACAAUUGUUAUAAAGAUAAAUAGUCUAGGCUACGAAUACAUAAUAUUUGAUUUAAUCGGUCACUGGAAAACCUGAUGGCAAGGGAACUGAAUAAUGUGUGUGAAUUAUUCACUUGAUCUGAGCAAAUGUAGGCAAGGUCGCAGGUUCUUCAGCAUGCAGUUGGAAUUUUCUUUGCGCGAAGAUCAUCCAAAAUAGAAGCAAGAUAUGUGGGAUUAAAAUCUAGAAAAAUCCGUCCGUCCUUGUCUUGUGACAUGUUGUCUUUCCAACGCCCACUGCACGUUGAUGCAAGUAAAGAACCUUCAACUUCACACAAUAUAGUUCUUUUUGUCGUCAUUGUUUGACCACUGACAUUUAAUUCGAUAACGUCAUCAUCUCGGCCUUCCAUCCUUUUAUUUAAAGUAUUUUCCUUUGUUGCUUUUGAAGGUCUAACGUGGUAACUUUCGCUUUGUAACUUUCAGUAUAUUCCUUUGGCUUUCGUGUGGUGACUUUCGGUAUGUUCCUUUGGCUUAGCCUCUGGGCUUUGGCUGAAAAUUGGCUUUCUCUGACCGGUUUCUUGUACUAUGAACUGAGAGGAAAUAAUUAGCCUUCUCUUGCUAUUUUAUAUUUUUACUGAAUUAAGCAAGAAAAAUUAUUUCAUCGACUCGCUGAAUAUUCAGAGAGAAUAUUUGAUGUUAUUUAACUAUUUUCUGAGAAGUCUAUUUCUUGGAAGCGGCAGAUAAAAAUAGGUACUCUAAGCGUUCUCAUAUGACCCAGACCUAACUAAGGUAUUUGCAUAUUGAAGCAGUGUAAAGGAGACUAGAGGAAUUAUAUUACAACGCCUGUUUUGUAAUAAUCCUCGUGAGAGGAGAGACAUUUCACAUGAUUUCGCACUCGUAGAGGAAUGAACUUGGGUAUUACCAAACUUUUUGGCAAGCCGGGGGGGGGGGGGAGAAUUUUCGGACAUACCUUUUUCACUAACUUACCGAAAUGUGUACAAUUUUUCAGUAAUACUUUCGUUUUUCAAAAGUUUAUAAAUGCUGCUACCUAUAUUGACUUGUGUCUGAGUUGAAACACGUAAUGCUUGCAAAGAAUGUAUGCUACGAAUAUUAUAAGUAAUUCGUCAUAAUCAUUUCAACUAAUUUACGAAAACAUAAUAUUAGAGAUUAUUAUUAAAGAUUUUCUGAUACAUAUUGCUCGUUCCUAAAACGCCGUCCAUUUUGACAACGUUUUAUAUACGAGUAUCUCUGAAGAUUCAAGUUAGGCUAAGAAUAUAUGUACAGCAUCUGCGCAAUGGAUUUUUCAUUAUCGCUGUGAAAAACUGCAUCCAUUUUCAUUGCUAUUUCUUCUGUAAAAGAAAGUAACGCAGGGCAUUUAUACAUACUUUAUUAUGUGACAACAUGAUACCUUUUGAGUUUACAAACUCCAUAAGUUUAAUGAAACUAAACGCUGUGGUUUAAUGUUUCACCUUUCAUUCUUUGACCUUUCUCAAUAUAUUGCUGAUGAGUCUGAGCUGAGGAAAUACAAUGCAUCUAAAAUAGGUCUUUUUACCGAGCUUUUUUUGCGCAGUAAUAUGCUUGACCUUUAUCAGAAAACAGGAAGUAUAUUCGUAGUUACAUCCUGCGAUAUUGGCGGCUUUGCGACUUUUAUAUAUAAAGAUAUGACACCACUCGAUAUGCUAGUCUUGUGCGCACAAUAGGGUUAGUGUUGUGAUUGGAAUCGAAGUCAAAGAGAAAGUCGUGUGCGAAACAUGAUUAUAAUUCCCUAUUUAUUAAGGCCUGAUUCCACGAACGCUUUUUCUCGGCGAAAUGCGAAUUAUUUCGCCUGUUUCUUUUGAAUUGCGACUACUAGAAUAAAUUAUUUCUACUUGAUUGCUCACAAUUCAAAAGAAACAGGCGAAAUAAUUCGCAUUUCGCCGAGAAAAAGCGCUCGUGGAAUCAGGCCUUUAAGGAUUGCUGUUCUCGUUAUGCAAGCAGUUUUGAGUCCUUCUCAAUUCCGCACCUUGUGUGAAAAUAUAUUUCAAUAUUGGUGGUUACUUUUAAUCAAUCAGUACCUAUCGCGCAUGCAUGUCGAUUAUUAAGUUGUAUUCGCCCACUCGUAAAAUAAAAUCUUGCUGGUAAUGGGCUAUUGUGCCAAAGUCGUGCAUGUUUUUUAAGUACUCAUGCGUGCUUUCAAUUAUAGGCAAUUCAUGGCUACAGGGAAUCUGAAAAGGAAAAUUGGUCGAAGCCUUGUAUGAUGGUGUUCAAAAGAAUGAAGGAUGCCUCCUUUGACUCUACACAUGCACUGUUGCCUUACGUACAUGUUUUGGAUCUGGAUUCAAAGGGGUAGGUGUAUUACAGAAUUUUCAUGCAUGGGCGCAUCGAUAAUAUUGUAAUCAUAUCGAAAUAAUUUUAAUAAUUAAUAAAACACAAAGGUAAUCAUGACUGCAUGAUAUCUGGUACAAAAUUUUGUUAAUUGAUAUAUUGUACGCUCAGUUAAACAUGUUUUCAAAAUUGCGGGUUCGUUUUAUUGUUAUGACCCAAAUUAAACUUCACUAUCUGGUGGAUAUAGCCUUAUUCUACCUUCGUAUGACCAACCGUAUUAGUUAUCCUUAAUUGGACGGGAAAGAAGAUAUCCUUAAUUGGACGGGAAGAAUUGUACUAUUCAUUAUGUCAAUAUAAAUGCAUUUCAUCAAAUUUAUUUUCAGAUUCAUCAAGCCUCAUGUUGAUAGUGUGAAGGUGCAGUGUGUUAUUGUUCAAUGUUUUUCUUGCAUGCGACACAAAUUCUGGGAAAUUUUAGAACGCACUUUUGCUAGUCGACCGGUAUAUACUUCACGUGAUCCUUAUUAUAGUGUAUCAGAUUGAUCCCUAUACUCCCACCCCAUGACCCCGCUCCUAGCCCACAUUUUCUUUAAGUAUAUUUUGUUGCUGACGUAAUUUAUGCAAUUCAUAUGUACUUGUAUUUUGUCAUUUUAAUUUGUGGUUUAUGUAUCCUUUCGAUACUGAUUGGCUGAGAGAGUGCAAUUCUUUUGAAGUUGUGCAAUUUCUGUAGUGCAAAUUGACAAGACGUGUAAGAGCACAGUGUUAAAACGAGGAAGGGAAAAUCAACGUGAUACUAGCAAUGUAACUUUUCAUUUUUGACGAAUUUUUGUACACUUUUAACUGAAAAUCAGAUGUUAUCGAAGCGUGUAAUUCUUUCAUGUAUAUCAUUAACUUGCGAACUCGUGCAAUUUUGAUCGUCUUUGAAAAACGCGCUCGUGCAGUUAGUUUUCAAAUCUCUCUUGAAACCUUACUAUCAAUGUACGUACGAUGCUAAUUAAACGAUAAGGUCAUUGCGCUUUACGCUUUUAGUUUUGUGGUUCAACAAUAGCUGGACUGAGUCUCUUAUCACCAUCAAUAAUGCGGUUUCGUCACGAAAGCUUCAAGCGUGUCACAAUAGAUGCUCUCCUCUCUCGGCGAUCUCUAUACAUUUGCAGGUGAAGUACACACGCACACUUUUCUACGGUACGCUGAUUUUAUUUCACAACAUUUUCUAGUUCUAUUUUACCUACUGGUGGUAUUACUAAAAAAAUUUCCAUGUAACAACAACAACAACUCACAAUAAUAAUAGUG
Messenger RNA from Paramuricea clavata, 11974 nucleotides. NCBI's taxonomy places the organism in Eukaryota, Metazoa, Cnidaria, Anthozoa, Malacalcyonacea, Plexauridae. The record is from the annotation of a GenBank genome assembly.